UCCUCACAAGUCCACUCGUCUUCCCCUCACCCAUCCACGCCGCCGCCGCCUCCCGGAUCGCCCCGACAAUGGACCAGUACGAGAAGGUGGAGAAGAUCGGGGAGGGGACGUACGGCGUGGUGUACAAGGGGAAGGACCGGCAGACCAACGAGACGAUCGCGCUCAAGAAGAUCCGCCUCGAGCAGGAGGACGAGGGCGUCCCUUCCACCGCCAUCCGCGAGAUCUCGCUGCUCAAGGAGAUGCAGCACCGGAACAUCGUCAAGCUGCAGGACGUCGUGCACAACGAGAAAUGCAUAUACCUAGUCUUCGAGUACCUUGACCUCGACCUCAAGAAGCACAUGGACUCCUCCCCGGAUUUCAAGAACCACCGGAUAGUCAAAUCUUUCCUCUACCAGAUUCUCCGGGGCAUUGCGUACUGCCACUCGCACGGUGUUCUCCACCGAGAUUUGAAGCCUCAGAACCUACUGAUAGAUCGGCGCACCAACUCAUUGAAGCUUGCCGACUUUGGAUUGGCUAGGGCAUUUGGCAUUCCUGUUCGGACAUUUACUCACGAGGUGGUGACAUUGUGGUACAGAGCACCUGAAAUUCUUCUUGGUGCAAGGCAUUAUUCCACCCCUGUUGACAUGUGGUCAGUUGGUUGCAUUUUUGCUGAAAUGGUGAAUCAGAAGCCACUAUUUCCUGGAGAUUCUGAGAUUGAUGAGCUCUUUAAGAUUUUCAGAAUUUUGGGCACUCCAAGUGAAGAAACUUGGCCAGGUGUUGCUUCACUGCCUGACUACAAAUCAGCUUUCCCAAAGUGGCCACCUGUGGAGCUUGCAACCGUGGUCCCAACACUUGAUACUUCAGGACUUGAUCUUCUAUCUAUUUGACAUACUUCACUUGCUGGAAUACAUGCUCAUGGGAAUGGACCAUUGGAAUCAGAAAGAAAGUUACUGUUGCAUUUGGCCUCACGCCUGAAUGUUGCUAUGGAUCGGAGGACCAAUGACAAUGAAUCGAUUUUUGUAUGCAAGCGAUGGCGAUGUUCUUGUGCAGUGGAGUAUACAAGAGGAGGAUUCAGCAGGACGAGUUAAUGGCCUUAAAUUGUGUCCCCAAGAAGCAGCGAAAGCAGUUGGACAAUACUGUUGCAGACUUGCAGGUGCAGUGCAGGGUAAAUAUAAAGUGAGGCACAUGUAAAAGCCGUCUGCAAUGACACCGUCACGAAGAUGACGUGAAUAUGUCUGAAAAUUAUCAAAUCAUCUGUCGGUUUAUAUGUACCUAGACAUUUUACGUGACGUGUUUGGAUGGAUAUGUUGAUUGAUAAAAUGUCCUUGCACGUGGAAAUGUGACAAUUUUAAAUCUUGAGUA
Messenger RNA from Oryza brachyantha (malo sina), 1341 nucleotides. Its product is annotated as cyclin-dependent kinase A-2-like. Bases 69 to 866 code for a protein of 265 amino acids. The transcript has 8 exons. Lineage: Eukaryota; Viridiplantae; Streptophyta; Magnoliopsida; Poales; Poaceae. Gene Ontology annotation, cellular component: cytoplasm; nucleus; cyclin-dependent protein kinase holoenzyme complex. Gene Ontology annotation, molecular function: cyclin binding; ATP binding; cyclin-dependent protein serine/threonine kinase activity. The record is from RefSeq and is a predicted model, not a curated record. Gene Ontology annotation, biological process: regulation of meiotic cell cycle; G1/S transition of mitotic cell cycle; regulation of G2/M transition of mitotic cell cycle.